This is a messenger RNA of Hevea brasiliensis (rubber tree), 2214 nucleotides long. Its product is annotated as protein CPR-5. The coding region runs from base 144 to 1871 and encodes 575 amino acids. The transcript is spliced from 5 exons. The record is from RefSeq and is a predicted model, not a curated record. NCBI's taxonomy places the organism in Eukaryota, Viridiplantae, Streptophyta, Magnoliopsida, Malpighiales, Euphorbiaceae. Gene Ontology annotation, biological process: trichome morphogenesis; leaf senescence; defense response.
AUCGGUUGUCAAAUGUCGGGUUUUACAUUACCUAUAUUAAAUAUUUAUUGUGGUUUUAUGUUUAUUCAAUGAAAGAUCGGAUUUUACAUAUCCCGGUACUGUCUACGUAAUCGGUUGCUCCCUGGUCUCCCUCCCUCUCUUCUAUGGAGAGCCUUUCUUCUUCUGCUCCGCCUGCCCAAGAAUCCAACACCACCGCCAAUUCAAAUCCGACGGUGGAGAGUCUUCCGUUCUCAGAACCGUUUGAAAACGGAAACCUAAUUAUGACACGUUACAAGGAGAAGGAGAAGAAGAAGAAGAGGGAGAAGAAGAAGAAAAAAGCCGAUGAAGACGUUGUUAUGAUGUCCUCUUCUUCUUCUCGUUCGGCGGCUCUUCCUUCUAAGCACAGAAGUACGCGCAUUGCUUAUAAACGCAAGAACCCUAAGGUGGUGAUCGCUCCAGUUCGGCGUGGUGGCCGCUUCGGGGAAGGUGAUUUGAAUGCCGUUGCUCUCCCUCUUGGAAUGUCUUUUGCUGCUAUUGUUGCUCAGGUUCUUGAGAGGAAAGAUGUGGCAGGUGAAAAGAUGUCCGUUGAUUAUCUUUCAAAGAUUUGUGCUUUAGCUGUCGGAGAAUCUUUAGCUAAUGUCGUCGGUGAUAAAUUUGAAUUUUUUGCCAGGAACUUUGAGAAAUCAUUUGGGAGUACAUUGAGGACCCUUAGAUUGAUUAAUGAAGCAUCCAUCAACAAGGAAGCAUAUCACUUAAGCCACCUGAAUGUAGAAAGCUGGGCUUCACACUUGACUCUUGAAAAUGGGGUUGAUUGUAGUAGCACUGGCAUCAAGGAUUAUCAAUCAGAAACUGAGUUGCCUUCCAUCUCAGCCCAAAAUCAAGUGCAUGUGGCUGAAGAUGUAGAAGAGAGCGUUCCUUGCUUGAACCAGGAACUUCCCUUGAGUGGACAAUUAAACCAACAGAUUUGUGUUCCAAGUUCAUUAGGUUCUGUAAUCAACCAUUGCAGCACUAUUGAGAAAUUGGUCAUGGAGGAAGCGCGUUCUAAUGACCUGAGGACAUUGGAGAUUGGUCUUACAAUGAAAAAAUUGGAGUUAAAAGAGGCACAGCUGGCUCUUAGCUUUGAUUCAAAUCAUCUUGAAAGAUCAAAAUUAGCAAUGGGCGUGUCAAAGGCAUCCUUUAAAGCUGAAAAAUUCAAGAACCAAGUAGAAGAUACAAAGCAUGCUGAACUGCUUAAGACUUGCAUAGAUUGCCUUGUUGCCGGUUUGUUCCUCAUGUCUGCCUGCCUUUUAUAUGGUGCAUAUGUCUUUUCUUACCAAAGGAUCACUGAUGCUACUGCAUCCUGUAAUCCUUCAGUUGAGGAGUCCAAAUCAUGGUGGUUCCCAAGGCCAUUUUCGUCUUUCAACUCAGGGCUGCAUACUCUCCGGUGUCAUGUUCAGGUUGUAAGCCGAAUGCUGUUUGGCAUGUUAAUAAUUCUGGCAGUUGCUUAUUUGCUUCUUCAACGAUCAGCAAUGUCACGUCAGACGAUGCCAGUAACAUUCAUCCUGUUGCUUUUAGGAGCAGUCUGUGGUUUUGCUGGUAAAUUUUGUGUGGACACAUUGGGAGGAAGUGGAUUGCAUUGGCUACUAUAUUGGGAGACUUUGUGCUUGCUGCACUUCUUCUCAAAUGUCUUUACAUCGACAUUGUUCUAUGUACUUCAUGGGCCUGUCACCAUCUCUGAAGGGAUAAAAUCCAAUGCGAUAUGUCCAUACUGGUUCCGGCGAAUUCUUUUCUAUACUGUAGUGCUCUUGUUUCUGCCACUGAGCUGUGGUCUUUUGCCUUUCGCUGGUCCUGGUGAAUGGAAAGAUCAUUUCUUGAAACUUGCCACCAAUUCUCUCUUUAUUACAGAUGAUUGAGUCCACAGAUUGCAAAACCGAAACGACUUCUUGCUGCAACUGGUUGUCUGUGACUUCUGUAUGUGAUGUGUAUUGUAUGCCAAGCUCCUCGAUAAUUAUGUAGGCAGCUGUUUGUAUAUAUUGAGUCCAUUAACAUAUAAACCAUUUUUGGAGUCUUUCUUUCCAUGGGAAAUUACAAUUUACUACCAUGUGGUUUGACUCAUUUGUCGGAUAGGGUCCUCAAGUUAAAUUUGUAAUAAAAAGGUACCCCGAGGCCAAUUAUGUCAAGAAGCCUGAAAGAGAAUGCAUACCCUUAAUUUAUGCUCUAUGAUUAAUAUAUGCUUUUAAUUUUCUUCUUUUAAAA